This is a messenger RNA of Paramecium sonneborni, 1628 nucleotides long. Lineage: Eukaryota; Ciliophora; Oligohymenophorea; Peniculida; Parameciidae. The record is from the annotation of a GenBank genome assembly.
AUGAUCUAAAGUUAAGGAAUACAAACAAAAUUUCAUAAAUAAAUGGAGAAAAUGAAAGGAUUUCUGGUUACAGCUAGGAAUGUAUCAUCUAGAAAUGAUGAAGAGCCAAUUAGAAAAACAUAGACUCCUUUAAUUGGCUAAUAAACAUAAUCAAUAUCGUUUACUGAUGAUGAAAUGGAAGAUGAAGAAUUUAAAUAAAUAGGAGUAAAAUCUACAAAUUUUGAAGAUGAAUUUACAUUAGGAUAAAAAUUAGGUGAAGGUACAAAUGGGAUAGUUAGGAUUUGUUGGAAAAAAGAUAAUCCAUAAUAAUUAUUUGCAGUCAAAAUUAUUCAAACUCCAGAUGAAGAACAAUUAGAUAUUAUUAGAUAAACGUUCAUCAAUUCUACAAUUAUCAAAAGUCCUUAUAUUGCAAAAAGUUAUAAACUAUUUAUUGACAUUAAUGUAAUUUAUAUGGUAAUGGAGUAUGUGCCAUUUCAAGAUUUAUAAUCAAUAUUAUAAAAAAGAACAAAAUUGAAAGAAUAAGAAGUUCAAAGAAUAGCUUGUACUUUAUUGAAAAGUGUUAGAUCUUUACAUAGUUGUGGUAUUUGUCAUAGAGAUAUAAAACCAGAUAAUGUACUUAUCAAUCUAAAGUAUUAUAAUUGUUAUUAAUAGUGAUUACACAGUCAAAUUAAUAGAUUUUGGAGUUUCAAGAAGAUUUGUUACUUUCAAUAAUAAUACAUUUAGAUAUAUGAGAAAUCAAAUGUUGACAGUUACUGGAAAUCUACAUUAUAGAGCCCCUGAAAUUAUGAGUAGCCAUAUCUACGGAUAUAACUAAUAGGUUGAUAUAUGGGCAAUUGGAGUUAUCAUUUACUAAUCAUUAACAGGAGUAUUGCCAUUCACUUCAGAUAAUACUGCAGAAAUUGUAGCUUUGUUAGCCAAUAGGUAUUAAUUUUAAUAUACUUUACAGUUAAUCAAUCCAUGAUGCAUUUCAAAAAUAAUAGUUCUUGGCUCUAUCUUCUAGUUGCAGAGAUUUGAUUAAAAGAUUAAUGAUGUGGAAUCCUUUGAAAAGAUUAACAGCUUCAGAAGCACUUAAACAUAUAUGGAUACCUAAUAUGCAAACUCCUAGAAAACCACUUUCUAAAAAGAUUACAAAAGAUGAUAUGGAUACUAGUAAAAUUAGUUAAAAUAGUGAUCUUCUUAAUAAAUCAUUAAUUAAUAGUGCUACUAUUUUAAAUUUCGAGUUAUAAAAUACUCUUCUCAAAAGUAAAUAAAUUGAUUCUAUCAUGGAAAAUACAGAUAUUACUAGAUCUCAAAAGAGUCUUGGUUUCUCUAUUAAAAUCAAAAGAGAAAAAGAAAUUUAAGAUUUUAAAGCCAAAUUGAGAUAAUUUAAAUUAGAAAGUUCAACAAAGAUUUAUAAAAGGAAUAAUUCAAAUUAAAAUAAUACUAUCUAAUUAGUUGGUGCAGUUGUUUAUGAUAAAAUGAACAACUCAAUUAAAUUAGAUGAUGAAGAUGAUAUUUUUGGAAUUAAAGUAUGUGGAAGUCAACAUUCUCUAACAUAAAUUGAUGAAAUUUUUAAAAAUGAGUAAUAAACACAACACAACAAGUUGGAUCCUAAAUUAUUGUAGUAGCUUUUAGAAUUUAAUUUGUGA